UUUACCCCUCCCCGAUUCUAUCACUCCCGGUUCAAUUCCGUCCCCCGAAAUCCCUAGGCCCCCUCGGCCCCUACCUCCGCCCCAUCACCUUAGCGCCGCGAGCGCGCCAGGCGGACACGGCGAACAAGGCGGCGCCGCAGCGGGGUGCUCGCAGCCAGCGUGCGACCUUUCUGUAGCGAGUACAGGCGGCCGGUGUAUAAGCGGCGGCCAGAAGGCGGGAGCGAAGUCGCGGCUCCACAGCAUCUACCCUUGCAGCCAACGCGAUCUCGGCCGCGCGACCGACGAACACUUCCGCGGGAGGACUAGCUGCAGGAGCCCUUGUUGGUGCUGGUACCCUUGUAGCUGCUGGAGCCCUUGCUGGUGCCCUUGGAGCUGCUUGUGGCCUUGGAGCUGCUUGUGAACUUGUUGUUGGCUGAGAGCAUGGACCUGCUUGCUGAGGGGGAAUCAGGAUGACAACUGUUGGAGCAAGCACAGCCACCAACCAAGUUGAGCAAGCUGUCUGUGUGCACAGUAGCAGUGGGCGAGACACUCAACAAACCUGUGUCCUGUCCUGGGAGUCGCUGAAUGCUGAUAUGCUGGAGCUGAUCGCUGAACGGGUACUCUCUAGCGACCUGCUGCACUACGUCUGGUUCCGCGCGGUGUGCAAGAAGUGGCGUGCCGCUACUCCUUGCCCGCUCGGCCGUGGCGUGGUAGACCCGCGCUUUCAUCCACGGCAAUGGAUGAUGUUUCCAGAGGGCAAUGGGCUUCACCCCGGCCACACUGCAUUGGGCGGCUACAUCCGCUUCCUCAACAUCGACACCGGCAUCUUCGUCCAUGUGCAAGUGCCAUGCUUCGAGGACCACUCCGUGCUCGACUACCCUGACGGCCUCCUUCUCCUGCAGCGCAAGAAGGACGCUGCUAUCUGCCUCCUCUACCCCUUCACCGGUGAUGUUGCCGAGUUUCCUCCUCUUGCCUCCCUCUGCUUGUACAUGAGCAAGUUCGGGAGCUUUCUGCAUGGCCCUUAUGAUCUUCGACUACGGAUGGUCCAUGCGGCUGUCUACGUCAAUGUGGUUGGCAGUGUUACCAUCAUGCUCGCGCUCAGCCACGCCGAGCGCAUGGCAUACGCAUCCACCGGUGACAAGCACUGGACUCACACAAGCUGGACGAUGAGUGGCAUGAGGACAGCAUUGCCAUUCCGUGGCAGCCUCUACAUGGUGAGGAGCUCGAAAAACAAACCCUCACACAUCGUGCGUGUCGACCCACCAGAUAGCUCCAGUUCCUCAUCGUGGCCGUCUACACCGCCACAAAUGAUCGUGACAUGUUCAGCUAUGGCUAAGCCUUACCUGGUGGAGUGCAAUUCUGAACUUCUUCUGGUUGGCUACACCCAGAGAAAGUCCCGGCUUUUGGUUAUCCGUCUCUCUGACCUCCUGCUUGGAGUUGCUGCCAUGCCAUUGACAAGCAUUGGUGACCACACCCUCUUCAUUGGCACUUGGAGCAUGUCCGUCAACUCCAGGAACCUACCAUCCGUUCAGGGGAACUCCAUCACCUUCCUCAGCCCACCUAACAAUGGCCAACUGCGGCAAUAUGAUCUGGGCAGAGGUACCUGGUCGCCGCUGUGUGAUGGAAACUUCCUCAGUGCCAGCGGCCUCAUACCAAGGCCAUACAGUCUUGUCCACCACAUUGUCAGUUGUUGCCAGCCUCUUUACUGGAUCAGUGGACACAUCUGGACCCGCCACCAUCAUUCUGAUCCUUGUUGCCAGCGUCUUCUGGAGUGAUCAGUUGAUGGCUAUUCAUCUUUCCAAGAUCAAGUUAAGUUUGAAUGUCUCUGCUUUGCAGGUGAUCACACAACUUUAUGUGGUUUAGGAUGUACUCCCUCUGUAAAAUAGUACUCUAUUGUAUAAGGCUUUUUAGAUCACUAAAGUAGUGAUCUAAAAAGUCUUAUAUUAGUUUACAGAGGUAGUGUUUGGCUGUGUGUUUGCCUCUACACUGUGUGUGUGUGUUUGUGUCUACUUUUGUUCAGACAUUUGAGUCUAAUUCGGAUGAAUUUGGAAAUAUGCUGGGUUGUGCUUUUAUCAUGCUGGGAAACACUGAUUGACAUACA
Messenger RNA from Triticum dicoccoides, 2080 nucleotides. RefSeq lists its product as uncharacterized. The coding region runs from base 450 to 1754 and encodes 434 amino acids. The record is from RefSeq and is a predicted model, not a curated record. The transcript is spliced from 3 exons. Lineage: Eukaryota; Viridiplantae; Streptophyta; Magnoliopsida; Poales; Poaceae.